Molecule: messenger RNA, 3536 nt
Organism: Carassius carassius (crucian carp)
Lineage: Eukaryota; Metazoa; Chordata; Actinopteri; Cypriniformes; Cyprinidae
Gene: kif11
Product: kinesin family member 11
Exons: 23
Coding region: 192-3380 (1062 amino acids)
Biological process (GO): mitotic spindle assembly; microtubule-based movement
Cellular component (GO): spindle microtubule; nucleus
Molecular function (GO): microtubule binding; plus-end-directed microtubule motor activity; ATP binding
Source: RefSeq, a predicted model, not a curated record
AGCAACUGCAUCGCUGGGAGAGAGACUCGUCAGAGCGUACAGCUAAUAUAGUGCGUUCCAAUAAUCUGCGUUAUUGGUGGGAUUUUAAACGACUUUGGCAUCUUAUUUGAUCUGCUUUUAAAGGAGAUCAGGUGAACGGUUACAUUUAAAGGGCAUUUUCAGACCUGGAGCACAGAAGACGCUCCUUCAGCAUGGCUUCAUCACAGUUACCAGCAGUUAAAAAAGAUGAAAAAGGCAGAAAUAUACAAGUGGUUGUACGAUGCAGACCCUUCAACACAGUGGAGCGGAAGUCUGCUUCUCAUACAGUUGUUGAAUGUGACCAGAACCGAAAAGAGGUGUUAGUCCGUACUGGAGGCGCCACAGACAAAGCAGCAAGAAAAGCAUACACUUUUGACAUGGUUUUUGGUCCUUCUGCCAAACAAAUUGACGUUUAUAGGAGUGUGGUUUGCCCCAUAUUAGAUGAAGUUAUCAUGGGCUAUAACUGUACUGUCUUUGCAUAUGGACAAACUGGAACAGGGAAAACCUUCACAAUGGAGGGCGAAAGAUCACCCAAUGAGGAGUUUACUUGGGAAGAGGACCCUCUGGCUGGAAUCAUUCCCAGAACUCUUCAUCAGAUCUUCGAGAAACUGUCCAGUAAUGGCACAGAGUUCUCAGUGAAGGUUUCUCUGCUGGAAAUCUAUAAUGAGGAACUGUUUGACCUUCUCAGCCCUGCUCCGGAUGUCACGGAGAGGCUACAACUGUUUGAUGAUCCCAGAAAUAAAAGGGGUGUAACCAUUAAAGGUCUGGAGGAGAUCACUGUACACAAUAAGAACGAGGUUUAUCAGAUCCUGGAGAGAGGAGCUGCAAAGAGAAAGACCGCCUCCACGCUCAUGAAUGCUUACUCCAGUCGAUCUCAUUCAGUGUUCUCUGUGACUAUUCACAUGAAAGAGAUCACGCUGGAUGGAGAAGAGCUGGUUAAGAUCGGAAAACUGAACUUGGUGGAUCUUGCGGGUAGUGAGAACAUUGGGCGAUCUGGUGCUGUGGACAAGCGUGCACGUGAAGCUGGCAACAUAAACCAGUCUCUGCUGACUCUGGGUCGUGUAAUCAAGGCUCUUGUGGAGAGAGGGCCUCAUGUACCCUACAGAGAGUCCAAACUCACUCGUAUUCUGCAAGACUCACUGGGAGGACGUACCAAAACCUCCAUUAUCGCCACUGUGUCUCCUGCCUCCAUCAAUCUGGAGGAAACUCUGAGCACUCUGGACUACGCUAACAGGGCCAAGAGUAUCAUGAAUAAGCCAGAGGUCAACCAAAAACUCACCAAGAGAACUCUGAUCAAGGAAUACACAGAGGAGAUUGAGCGACUGAAAAGAGAUUUGGCUGCCACCCGUGACAAACACGGAGUGUACAUCUCUGUUGAUAACUAUGAGAAUAUGAACAGUAAACUGAUGUCUCAGGAAGAGCAGAUUACGGAGUACACAGAGCGGAUCGCUGCUGUGGAAGAGGAGCUCAAAAAGAUUAUGGACUUGUUUACAGACAGUAAGCAGAAAUUGGACCAGUGCACUGAGGACCUGCAGGACAAGAACCAGAGAUUGGAGGAGACUCACAAGGACCUAACAAAGACCAGGCACCGCCUCACUCAAGAGGAGUACAUCUCUUCACAGCUCCAAAGCAAUGGGUGUCAACUUUACAACACUGCUGACCAGCUGUUGAACACUGCUGAAGUCACCACUCAGGAUGUUAGUGGUCUCCAUGCCAAGCUGCAGAGGAAGACGGAUGUGGAGCUUCAUAACGGGGAGGUCCAGCAGAGCUUUGCCCAGCGCAUGGAGAACUGCUACAACAGCAUGCAGACCUCGCUGCAGGAGCAGAGCCACAAACAUGCUGCUAUGAUUGACUAUUACCGCUCUUCUGUGGGUGAGCUGCUGAAUACAAAUGGAACGGUGUUUAAGGAGACGUUAGGUGCUGUCUGUGAGUCUUACAGCAGUAUUAAAGGGGCUGUGGGAGAAGGUGUGGAGCGCUGCAAGGAACGAGUGUUACACCAGGAGAAACUCUCUCAGGAGGCUCAGAAUAGCAUGCUGGAAAUACUGGAUGAACACAGACAUCAUUUAGAGGAGAUUUUGGUUGCCCAGGCGGUGCCAGGUAUCAGAUCUGUCAUGGCCAUGAAUGACAAUCUGAAGCAAACCCUUCACAGAUACAACUCUCUGGCUGAGCAGAUGCAGGGUCUGAAAGCAGAGAUGAUGUCGUUUUUUGACUCCUACGUUGAAUCGUUGGCCAGUAUGCGAGAGUGCGCUGAGCAAGGCUUCAACACUCUGCGUGCAGAGCACGACAAGCUCAAGCAACAGAUCAGCCAAGCUGGAAACAACCAUCAGACGCGUGUGGUGGAGCUGGUUCAGUGUUUGCAGAACCAAAUGAAUCUCUUGGCGGUGGACACUCAGACUGACUUUGAGGGUCUUGCACAGGCAGCAUCUGCCCAGAUUGUUCCACUAGAAACGCUACAGAGAUCCAUACAGAGUAAAUGCACUGUCUCUGAGGAGCACACUGUGUCUGUCCGUGCCCGGCUGGGUUCCUCUGUGGAUGGAGUUAUAAGUGAGAUGAAUGGGGUGACUGAAGAGGGAGAGAGGACCCUGGAAGAAUGUGCUGGUUACUGCAGACACCUACAGACAUCAGUGGACUCAUUGGCUGAAUCGGGACUCAAGUGGUGUCACGAUGCCAGAGGUUCAACUGAAAAUAAAGCCCGGGAACAGUUCAAACUCAUCAGGGAGACAGACGCAGCUGUGCAAGACCUGCUAAAGUCUGUUGAAGAAAAGGGUGAGAAAGCUGUUCAAGACUGUGAAGCUCAUUUGAGUCACAUGCAGCAGGAAGUAGAAGGAAUCCUGGGUCGUGUGGAAUUGCAGACAGGCAAAGAUGAUGCUACCUUGCAGGAGCACAAAGAGAUCCUCUCCUCCAUCAACACUCAGGCACUGGACACAGUACACAACUUCAUCAGCUCAGAGCUGCGGCAAGAUUUCCCAACAGGAACGACUCCUCAACGUAAGGAGUAUGUGUAUCCACGUGUGCUGAACAAGCCAAGGAGUCGAGAGGAGCUAGAAGAUGAGUUCAGAGCUCAGCAGGAGCAUCCUCAUUGUGCACUGAGCCAGUGUGAGACUGUCAUCGAGACGGAAGAGGAGAAACUUCUCGACCAGGACUCUCUGGAGGAUGAAGUCAGUGUUUCUAGCGAUGGAAAUAUCACUGAACAGUCAUGCGCUGAUGAGAACCUGAUGUGUUACGAAAACGGAAGGGUUCCCUUUUUCAAGAAGAAAAGCAAGAAGGAAAACUGCAAUAAGUCACUGAACCGUUCAAAGGUGGAGAAUGAAAGCACGUCUACGCCACCACGUUCUAAACUACCACUCAGGUGUCAGAACUAACAAAUGAUAUUCAGGUUUUUAUUCUUUCUAUGUAUGUCUUAAAGAGCAUUGUUUUAACUAUCCGUGUAUGUCUUUUUAAAUCUGACUUGUCUAUGUAUUUAGCUUUCAUAUAUCUGUUUCCUCAGUCACAGUUCAAUAAUAAAUGUUUUAACCUCA